This is a messenger RNA of Umbelopsis ramanniana AG, 651 nucleotides long. RefSeq lists its product as uncharacterized. Bases 112 to 396 code for a protein of 94 amino acids. The transcript has a single exon. The record is from RefSeq and is a predicted model, not a curated record. NCBI's taxonomy places the organism in Eukaryota, Fungi, Mucoromycota, Umbelopsidomycetes, Umbelopsidales, Umbelopsidaceae.
CAUGAGAAGUCCACUAAAAUGUUACACAGCCUUGCCUAUUUAUUUAGUAGCCCAUACCUAAAGGAAUGACAAACGUAUCGUCGUCCGUAAGACGAGCAAGUGACCGAGUGCAUGAAGAGGCAAAGCAGUAACCUGCCGACCAUGGUGCGAGCGACUCGGGCGGGAAGGUAUUCUCAUUCAGGUACGGGAAAAGUCUGGCUCGUAGAACCGCUAGAGAUUCAAGCGCACGAGCCAGAGCUUUUUGGUGGGCUCGUUCUGUUAGCACAAGGCUUUGUCGCGUGUUUCCAUUUUUUUCCAUCCUGCAGCAGGCAUAUCAUGGGACCGUUUGUGUACCCAGAAACGCUUUUUUCCACCAACAACAGAUCACACUACUUUCGGAGCCCUUCUCUUCGCUAACUUUCCAAUCGUCGUCGGCCGUUGGUGAUUGACUACUUUUCCAGUAGGAAAAGCUAUUUGAUUAUCGCCAGUAACAAAGGUAUGUUUGAUGCUUGCCUCCCCCCAUCCCUUUCUUUUUGGAGUCUUUUCUUUCCCUUUUUUUUUUUUUAUUUCAAAUCGAAGAACAAUACAUGGUUCCAGUGACGAGAUAGGCGAUAGAAAAACGUAGGAUACAAAGCGAGGAAAGAGAAAGAAGAGGAGAGCGGGCGGCUCUUC